This is a messenger RNA of Eufriesea mexicana, 845 nucleotides long. RefSeq names its product ubiquitin thioesterase otubain-like. Gene Ontology annotation, biological process: protein K48-linked deubiquitination. The transcript has 5 exons. NCBI's taxonomy places the organism in Eukaryota, Metazoa, Arthropoda, Insecta, Hymenoptera, Apidae. Gene Ontology annotation, molecular function: cysteine-type deubiquitinase activity; ubiquitin binding. The record is from RefSeq and is a predicted model, not a curated record. Gene Ontology annotation, cellular component: nucleus. The coding region runs from base 34 to 828 and encodes 264 amino acids.
GUCGUUUCAAAAUUGAUGAGAACUUUUUAAAAUAUGGAAGAGAAAUCUUGCAAAGAACAAUUAACGGAAAAUACAGAUGUCAACCAAGAUGAGCUGAUUCUUCAACAACAAAGGCGAAUCGAAAUGGAGAUUUCUGAAUCUAUUGCUUUAGUUGGAGAAAAAGAAUCCAUUAAGAGUUUGGAACGUGAAUACUCUGAAGAUGAAAUAUAUCUUUCAAAAGCUAAAGCAUUAGGUCAAAAAUAUUCAUACAUUAGGAGGACUAGACCAGAUGGAAAUUGUUUCUUUAGAGCAUUUAGUUAUGCAUAUCUUGAAAAAUUAAUUGGAAAUAAAGAUGAAUAUGAAAAAUUUCGAGAACUUGCAUUAAAGAGUAAAGAUGGUUUGGUAGCAUUAGGUUUUCCUCAAUUUACAGUUGAAGAUUUUCAUGAUACGUUUAUGGACGUAAUUGAUAAAGUACGAGAAGAUGCAGAGUCAAGUUAUAUUGAACUACAUAAACUCUUUAAUGAACAAGGUUGUUCUGAUUAUGUUGUUGUAUAUCUUAGAUUAAUUACUUCUGGUCAAUUACGGCGUGAAGCUGAUUUUUACCAACAUUUUAUUGAAGGAGAACGUACUGUUUCAGAGUUCUGUCGUCAAGAAGUAGAACCAAUGUACAAAGAAUCUGAUCAUAUUCAUAUUAUAGCUAUGAGUACUGCUUUAGGAACUGGAGUACGUGUUCGUUAUAUGGACAGAGGUGCUGGAACAGAAGUAACUGCACAUGAUUUUCCUGAAGGUGCUACUCCAGCUGUUCAUUUAUUAUAUCGUCCUGGCCAUUAUGAUAUUCUAUAUCCUUGAUAAAUCAUGCAUUAAAC